Molecule: messenger RNA, 2539 nt
Organism: Trematomus bernacchii (emerald rockcod)
Lineage: Eukaryota; Metazoa; Chordata; Actinopteri; Perciformes; Nototheniidae
Product: peroxiredoxin-6-like
Exons: 5
Coding region: 1697-2371 (224 amino acids)
Biological process (GO): cellular oxidant detoxification; cell redox homeostasis
Cellular component (GO): mitochondrion; cytosol
Molecular function (GO): peroxiredoxin activity
Source: RefSeq, a predicted model, not a curated record
GUGGUUUCAAAUAUUUUUGUUAUCUGUUUAUAAAUGUUCUCUUUAUUUAAUUUCUCAAUAAAAAAAGUGAAAAUAAACCUUUUUGUUUCAUAUAUUUAGUUUAUUUAAUGAAAAAAAGUAUGACCCCAAGGUUGUGUCAAUCAGUCUAUGUGGUGUCAGAAAUGGUGUAUAGAAUAUUGAUAUUUUUUAAGGUAUUGUAUCCAAGUUAGACAUUCUUACACAAAUAGACUGUAUACCAAAUACAUUGUUGGGAUGAUUUAAUUAUGGUAUUUCUAAGUCUAUUUUAUUGUUACCAAAACACAGAAUGUAUCCUAAAAAAAAAUCUCCAUGCUCAUCAUCUGAACUUAUUUACUUUACUUAGUUGAACUGGUGUAUAUACAGAAAUUGUUUGGAUAAGGCACUUUUGUGUAGACUCCACUGAUAGUGAAAAAGAGAUCAAAUUGUGACGGUAUACAACAGAUUUAGUUUGUAUCUUCUCCACAUGCAGUGAUAUCACUAUUAUAUGUUUGACAUACUAUGCCAUGACAAGUGAUAGUAGGAUGAAACAUGAACGUGAAUGAAGUGUAUUGUGUAUUCAAUAUAAGACUACUGCAUUCACGAAAGUUAGUUUGAAAGUUUAAGAGGUGUUUCUGUGCGUAAAGUCAAAAAGUAUCCAAACUGGCGUGCCACAUUUGAAGGGAAAGUGCUGGAAAUUGUUGGAAAACGAACUGAAUAUAUACAAAAAGACAAUAGUUAUCUGUUGGUUCGCAGAAGUCCAACCCUUUUCUUAUUGGAGUAAUUAUCUGAACCAAAAUCAAAGCAGUUCAAGUCGCUCACCCAGCGCUAGGUUGAACAUGAUCUCCUGCUCUUCCAAACCCUCCCCCCGGAGAAGAGUGUCUAGCGCUCAGAGAGCUCCACCAGCCGCACAACAGCUGCUCCAUGGAGACUCCUCAGAGGCGCACACUCCCAGCAGCUUGGACAGCCAGAUACAUCGCCAGCAGAAACCGGAGCGUUAUGGAGAAUAUCGGCUGGCUGAGACUGACGGAAAAGUCUUCAGGUGGCGCUCCAAAGGAAGAGUAUAAGAACAUCUGGAGCACCGGCUGCGGACAUGGCACUCAGGAUGCCCGGUUCCCGGAAGAUAUAUCUUUUGGACAUUGGUAAGGACAUUUUUAUAUGCCAAAGUGUCAACAGUAAUCUAUCAAACCGACUUUAUCGAUCACCUGUGGUCAGAAAAAACGUAUAUCCUGCUCUACUGCGACGCACAUACAUCAUGCAACCGGUCUGGAGUCCGGUUAAAGGGGUAUACAUUACCAUACAUUAUCUUGGAGUUUUAAACGUAUGAUUUCUUCUUUGAAAUCUAAAACAAAUGCACUGCAUCUAGGCAAUAAAAGUAAAUGUUAUAAUUCAAUUGCCGAUAAUACAUGAGCAUAUUAUCGUGAGGAAGUGCUGUGUUUAUACAAAAUCCUCAACCUUAUGUAGGAAUCUGGUCUAUACGCGUGCGUAAAUUGGUCAUUUGGAAACAUCGAGACAACCAAUCAACGAAAGCGCGCCCUGAACGCACCGCAGAGUCAGAUCAUAGUUUAUUAUAGGUGUCCUGUGCAGGCACAGUUGAUGAUGAUGUAAAUAGAGAAGCCUAUGCAGAGGGAAGCUUCCGUCUCUUUAUUUAACGCAUCUGUGAUCAGAGCUGCACAGAGACGCAUUCACGGUCACUCUGAACAUGCCGGGGCUGCUGCUCGGAGAUGCGUUUCCUAACUUCGAAGCGGAGACGACAAUUGGAAAUAUUAAACUCCAUGAAUUUCUCGGUGAUUCAUGGGGGGUCCUGUUCUCCCACCCCAGAGACUACACCCCGGUGUGCACCACAGAGCUGGGGCGCGCUGCCAGACUGAGCACUGAGUUCAGUAAACGCAACGUCAAAAUGAUCGCCCUGUCCAUCGACUGCCUGGAGGAUCACCACAGCUGGAGCAAGGACAUCCUGGCAUACAACUGUGAGGACUCGGCCUGCCGCUCGCUGCCCUUCCCCAUCAUAGCGGACAGUAAACGGGAGCUGGCAGUAGCUCUGGGCAUGCUGGACCCAGAUGAGAAGGAUAAAGAUGGCCUGCCGCUCACUGCACGCUGUGUGUUCGUCAUCGGCCCUGACAAAAGGCUGAAACUGUCCAUACUCUACCCGGCAACAACCGGACGCAACUUUGACGAGAUUUUGAGAGCAGUGGAUUCUCUCCAGGCCACAGCAGGGAAACGAGUGUCCACACCUGCAGACUGGAAGCCUGGAGACUGUGUGAUGGUUCCCGCCAGCAUGCCUGAGGAAGAGGCAGCCGCUUUGUUUCCAGCCGGUGUCUACACCAAAGACCUGCCCUCUGGGAAGAAGUACCUGCGCUACACCCCGCAGCAGUGAGCACGACGGAGACACACCCGACAGUCAACACUCAUUUAUGUCACAGUCAGUCCAGCAGCUCUCAAUCUGGGACUACAUUGAGUGCUGCUAGUCUGUGUAUGCGGUAGACAAAACGCCUUAAGAAAUGUGUAGGAUUCUUUUUUAAAUAAAGUGAUUUUGAAGUAUGUA